Molecule: messenger RNA, 2510 nt
Organism: Ipomoea triloba (trilobed morning glory)
Lineage: Eukaryota; Viridiplantae; Streptophyta; Magnoliopsida; Solanales; Convolvulaceae
Product: L-type lectin-domain containing receptor kinase IX.1-like
Exons: 1
Coding region: 61-2241 (726 amino acids)
Biological process (GO): protein phosphorylation
Cellular component (GO): plasma membrane
Molecular function (GO): protein kinase activity; carbohydrate binding; ATP binding
Source: RefSeq, a predicted model, not a curated record
AGCUAAAGUUCUCCAUUGUUAGAGAUAGCAAUCACAACUAGCACUUGUAGAUCAAUAACCAUGGCAGCAGCUGCCUUGUGCAGAUUCUUGAAUAUCUGGGUUUUUCUAUUCCUUCUGCUUCCCUAUUUAGUGUUUUCCCUCUCAUUUAACCUGCCCAGUAUCGGUCCUGGCGAUGCAAAUGUCAUCAAACUCGAAGGAGAUGCAUCUAUCACAGAUCAGGGCAUCCAAGUCACACCAGACGAUGAAGCCAAAUCCAAGUUGAAUGACAAAGCCGGUCGAGCAGCGUACGUGGAACAGUUGCACUUAUGGGACAGGGCUUCUAAAGAUUUAGCAGAUUUCACCACCAAUUUCACUUUCACCAUCACUUCAGAUGGUAAUAUUGGCUAUGCUGAUGGACUGGCAUUUUUCUUGGCCAAUUUUUCCACUCCAAUGAAUAGAACUCUCACUCACGGUGGCGGUCUUGGCCUUAUGAAUGAGACUGAAUCAACACCUGAAGAUCCUUUCGUUGCUGUGGUGUUCGAUACAUUCUCACACCUUACCAACGAACCUCGGACGAAUGUAAGUAUCAACAUCAAUUCCAUGUUAGAACCUGUUACAAUCAAACCCUGGCUGAUUGAAAUUCCAGAAGGGAUGUCCAAUACUGCUUCCAUAUCUUAUAUUGCUAGUUCCAAGAUUCUCCAAGUUAAUUUUACAGGAUCCUGGAAAGGCAAUUACCAGACAGACAGCCUUAGCUAUAAGGUUGAUCUGACAAAAAUCUUGCCCGAAUUCGUUAGCGUUGGCUUCUCAGCUGCAACAGGAUGGUUCUUUGAGAAAAACACUGUCAGCUCGUGGCAGUUCGAUUCCACUCCACCGGGCUCAGGCUCGGGCAGUGUUUCUGUGUCGUCGCCAGCUCCAAGUCCCAAGGAAACACACUCAUUUCCACCUCUCCCUGCCCAAAACCAUACUAAUAUUAGUAAUUUAGGCAAUCCUGGAGGAAAGAACAAGAAGAAAGGUCUAGAGAUAGCAGGAUUCAGUGUUGGUGCUCUCAUUUUACUUCUUCUGGUGGCUUUAGCCAUCUAUACCUGUUUCAAGAAGAUAUGGGCAGCAAAAGGCGAUAAUCAGAUUCCUCUUGAUCCGUCAAGGGACGAUACUCAGAGUACUCUUGUUCGGGCAAUGGACAGCGAAUUUCAGAAGGCAGGCAGUGGAGCUAAAAAGUUCUCCUACAGUGAAUUAGCAACUGCAACUAACAACUUUUCAGAGGAGCGGAAGCUUGGAGAAGGGGGGUUUGGUGGGGUUUACUUGGGUUUCUUGAGGGACUUGAACUUGGAUGUGGCUGUCAAGAGAGUCUCUCAGCAGUCUAAACAGGGAGUUGAGGAAUACGCAUCAGAAGUAAAGAUCAUCAGCCGAUUGAGACACAGAAAUUUGGUGCCACUUCACGGUUGGUGCCACGAGAAAGGGGAGUUGCUGCUUGUUUAUGAAUACAUGCCAGGAGGCAGCUUGCACUCCCAUCUCUUCAAGAGAAAGUCACCAUUGAAUUGGAUGCUCAGGUAUAAAAUUGCUCAAGGCUUAGCCUCUGCUUUGUCCUAUCUGCAUGAAGAUUGGGAACAAUGUGUUUUGCACAGGGACAUCAAGUCCAGUAAUGUCCUGCUGGAUUCAAGUUUCAAUGCCAGACUUGGUGAUUUUGGGUUGGCCUCACUGGUUAACCAUGAAAAAGCACCCGAGAAAACUUAUCUAGGAGGGACACCAGGGUACGUAGCCCCAGAAUGCUACUUCACGUUUAAAACUAGCAAAGAAUCAGAUGUCUACAGCUUUGGAAUCGUGGCAUUAGAAAUUGCAUGUGGACGAAAAUCAAUUCUUCCCAAUGUACCAGAAGGUGAGAAGAGCUUGGUGGAUUGGGUUUGGGAUUUGUAUGGAAUGGGAAAGGUACUAGAAGCUGCAGAUCCUAAGCUAUGCGGAAACUUUGAAGAGCAAGAAAUGGAGAGGCUAAUGGUUAUCGGGCUGUGGUGUGCUAACCCUGACAAUACUUCUCGCCCAAACAUAAGCCAAGUUGAGCAUUGCCUAAAAUUCCAAGUACAAUUGCCCAUCCUUCCACCAAAGAUGCCCAAGCCAGCUUACUCUAACAGUGCAGUCUCCUAUCCAGCUUCGUAUUCCUCUAGACCGGAGGUUGAGUCCCAUACCAAUUCCACCCGCAACACACGAUUGUCUUCAUCUUCAGUAUCUGCAGGCUCUUCAACAUCUGCCUCGCUUCCUCAUACAUCCUAAGGACCGCACCAGCAUCUUUGGUUUAUUAGGGAAACUCGUUGCCACUACUAGAUGGUGCGUGUUGAAUAAACUUGUCAUAUAUAUAUGUGCUAGCUUGUUUGUUAAAUAAACAAUGGUAUCUUUGCAUGUGCCGGUUUGGUAAUUUGCUGUUAGUUGUUAUUGUAGUUUUGUGAUUUAACCUUUUGGUUUAUGGCCUUGUUGAAUUUCCGAGAAUAUGUUUCGGAGUAAUGUAAGAUGUUUUAUAAGAGCUUUUUCCACUUUUAGUCCUA